This is a messenger RNA of Sebastes umbrosus (honeycomb rockfish), 1058 nucleotides long. RefSeq names its product interleukin-15-like. Gene Ontology annotation, molecular function: cytokine activity; cytokine receptor binding. The record is from RefSeq and is a predicted model, not a curated record. Lineage: Eukaryota; Metazoa; Chordata; Actinopteri; Perciformes; Sebastidae. Gene Ontology annotation, cellular component: extracellular region. The transcript has 6 exons. Gene Ontology annotation, biological process: immune response; positive regulation of T cell proliferation; positive regulation of immune response. The coding region runs from base 195 to 692 and encodes 165 amino acids.
CCAGCAGGGCGUGUGGUAAGUCGGUCUGUGGAGCGACAUCUGGACCGGACUCACGCUGCUCGCCUCAAGCGUUAUUAACACUGGACAUGGACCAAUGAGACUUAAGAGCUUUUAUAAGAACAAGAAAUGCAACAAUGUAAUGUUGGCUCGUUGCUCCGCUGGGUAGGAGAGAGACUGCGCAGAUAACAGGCUUCAUGACGGCGCACCAUCGCCCGGUGAUCCUCGUCCAGUCCACGAAAGACGUCCAGUUCCAGUCGACCUGUAACCUGUGCCGAGAGAGUCACAAAACUCAGGUCUGGCUUUGUUUCUUAGUUCUGAGCUUCUUGAGUACAUCUACGUGUGCUGCCCCUGGGCUGCCUACAAUACAACUACAGAGCUGCUUGAACACUAAAAGACUGAAAGACGCCAUUGAGAGAUCUGACGCUAUGCUGUAUGCUCCGUCAUCUAAUGAUGUUGAAGAGAAAUGCAAAAUGAUGUCACUCAGAUGUUACAUGUUGGAGUUGAUGAUGGUCAUCAAUGAGGAAGACAUCAAGGGUUCCAAAGCAAAUUGCAUUUUUGAUUUCAAUGAAAUACUUCCUGAAGCUAAACAUGUUGGCUGUCCACCAUGUGAAGCAUACUCACUUGAAAAUAUUACAGUAUUCCUGGAAAGACUAAAUAACCUUUUGCAAGAAAUGAAUAGUCGUAAUACGUAAUAGAAUGCAAAUACUGUAAGCUACAAAUUUGUAUAUAUUUAUAAAUAAUUGUGUCUCUGUUAUUUUGUAAAUAUCACACUUUAACUAUGUCAACCUGUGACAGUAUGUUGUCCUGUAUUGGAUGACGGUGCUGCCUCAGAGACCGUUGAUUGUUUUUAACUGAAGUCUCUGUCACUGUCCGUCACUAUCUGCCUUUCAGUUGUACAGUUUUGAGAGAAGUCAGAAAGUAUCAGAAAGUAGCAUACAGUAGCAGCAUGUACCGUGUAAUAUUAAACACUACAGUACUGAAUGUAACAUACAGUAUAUGCCUAAUGAACUCCAGUAUCUACAGAAUAGUUGCUCACCCAGUAAAUAAUAUCACAACUA